Messenger RNA from Arachis duranensis, 432 nucleotides. Its product is annotated as lysine-rich arabinogalactan protein 19-like. Bases 1 to 432 code for a protein of 143 amino acids. The record is from RefSeq and is a predicted model, not a curated record. The transcript is spliced from 2 exons. Lineage: Eukaryota; Viridiplantae; Streptophyta; Magnoliopsida; Fabales; Fabaceae.
AUGAAAAGAAUCUAUCAAAAAGGUCACUGUCAUUAUUAUGGUGAAUCGGGACACACGAAGAAAAACUACGGAAAGAGAGCUGCUGAUGAGGUGGUUGUUGCUGCUGCUAAGGCUGCUGCUGCAACUAAGGCUGCUGCUGUCCAACCUCCAGCUACUAAUGGUGGUGAAGCCACCCUUGUCCCAGAACCCCCCACCGAAAUUCAACUUGAAGCUAGUCAACCACUAUUGUCACAAACCGAUGACUCUCAAGAGGUCUUGCCUCCUCCUAUGAGGCCACCAAAACUGCCUCCCAAAAGGAAGUCAUCCAGACAAGAAAAAGCAACUCCAGGAAGCAGCUUUCAAGCAGCAACCACCCCACCUGCUGCCACCCCACCAGCAAGCAGUCAACCCACAACUCUUCCUCCAUCUCAUCCUAUGCAAGGUGCAUCAUAG